Ceutorhynchus assimilis (cabbage seed weevil) is the source of this 2416-nucleotide messenger RNA. NCBI's taxonomy places the organism in Eukaryota, Metazoa, Arthropoda, Insecta, Coleoptera, Curculionidae. The record is from the annotation of a GenBank genome assembly.
GCGAAUUUUGCAGUGAUGAGUACUAGGCUUUAAUCAAUCUAGUAUUUGUAUCAAGAGCUGCUUUCGGGUGCCACCUUUUGAGCGCUCCCGAGUUACUCAAAAGUACUCCAGCAACAGUUCGACCCGUUCGGUAUCAAGCGUUCGAGUGCAAAAUGCAUGGAGAAUAACAGGUCACUGACAGGUGUGAAGUGUUCCAGGAUCUUCGCACUCUGCACCCGAAAGCGGCUAAGGGUGCAUUUAUGUUGGAGCUUCGAUAAACGAUAAGAGUACCGAUACUAGCGAAGCGUAGAAAAUUAUUUCAUUGGUUUGUACUAAGGCCGUGUUUAUGUUGGAGCUGUGAUAAACGAUAAAAACAACGAUACUAACAAUAGCUGGGUUCGGCUAUUCAGCGCGGAGUUGGAGUGGAGUGAACAGAGCUAAUGGAGUCACGCCUAAUACGGUAAAAAGCAAUACCCGAACCUUAACCCGAACGGCUGGAGUGCGAAUGGAGUUACUCGGAGUGAGCAAGCCGAACCCACCUGAUAUACAUUAGUAUCGUUGCUUUUAUAGAGUAUCACAGCUCCAACAUAAACACGACCUAAGGUGUCUAUGUAGGAGUGACGUGUUAGAACAAGUUUCCAAUGAAAUUAAAUUUUCGUUGGUCUGGUUGCUUCUCUUAUUGCCGCUCUUAUCGUUUAUCGCAGCUCCAACAUAAAUGCACCCUAAUUUUACUGCACUGGUUCUACUAAUAGAAAUGAAAUCGCUAUUAGUGCCUGUUUACAACCGACUCCUGCACUACAAAUAAAAGAGAGCGAAUAUAUCACUUGUGCUAAAAAAGAACAGAUAUACUUUUUAGUCUUGUCAACUUUUUACUGUUACUUCUGACAGAGGUGUUUGUUUAGUUUGUUUAUUCUUUGAAAAAUUGAAAAUAAUUCCGUUGAUUUUCCAAAAUAAAAAUCGAAUUAUGUUGCGGAAUAGCCGUAUGGCGCGCGAAUUGGCAAAUUUGUCCGAUUCGGACAACAAAACCAUUUCGCUAGUUGCAAAAAAUGACAGUUUAGGCGAAUUGGAAGCUCAGAUAACCGGCCCCGAGGGUACCCCCUAUGAAAACGGUGUUUUUAAGUUAGAAGUAUUGGUACCUCAAAAUUACCCUUUUGAGCCACCCUCUAUCAAGUUCCUAACAAAAAUCUACCAUCCAAACAUUGACGACAGUGGCAGAGUUUGUAUGGAUCUCGUCAAAAUGCCUCCAAAAGGCAACUGGAGGCCUACCAUCGGACUCGAGUCUUUGCUGAUUUCCAUUAGGCUACUUUUGGAGUCUCCUAAUCCUGAUGAUCCUUUGAUGGCCGAUAUUGCUACUGAAUUUAAAAGGAACCACUCUGAGUAUGUCAGAAAAGCCAAAGAGUAUACUCAGAAGUAUGCUAAAUGUGUUUCUUGAGGAAUAAUUAAGUUUAAUUCAGAAUUUAGAGUAUUCUUUAUAAACAAAGUUCCUAAAUCACUAUAAGUAGCUGUUGGACUUUUUUAUGAAAAAUACUAUACAAUUUUAUACUUAAGAGAGAUUUCUUGUCUGUUGUAAUAAAGCUCUCUGAUUGUUCUUGUUAUUGGAACUUGGAACACACCAAUACUGAAAAAUUGAUGAAUUUUGUGAUGCUCUUAAUGGUAAGAUAAUUUAGUUAAUGGAUUGUUAAAAUGAAAAACCAAAAAUCAAUAAAUAUUUCUUUUUGUAGUUCUUAUAAUACAUAUACGAAUUGGAUUAAAGUUUACUUCUGUUAUUUUUUUUCUCUUUAUAUUAGACAAUAGACGUAAGAUUAAUUAUUCAUGAUAAAAUUUAGAAAUUUUUACAAUCUUCAAAAAAAUCUUGAAAAAUAGAUACUUACAAAAGUUGAAUUAGGGCUGGUUUAUCCACCUUUUGAUAAACUAUCAGGUAUACAAUCUGACAGAUAAAAACGCAAUCUGUAAUCACCAACCUUUUUGUAUCUUGUCCAAAUCUUGGAUUUUGUUUAGUAAAAUGCUUUGUUUGCCUCAUAAGAAAAUUAAUGACAAAACCAACGUGAUUAUUUUUUUAAAAAUUACUUAGAAGCUCGUCGAUUCUGCUCAGCACUUGUCGCCUCAUUUUUUAUAUGAAGACUACGCCGGUUAUCUUUGUUUUUUUGAAAAUUUUCAUCCUCCUCACAUUCUUCAGCAUAGCUACUCCUUGCGGCUUCAGCAAAGCUCUUAAACGAUCAAAAAUAAACUCAGCAGUAAUAAAAUCCAAAAGCUUACCUCAGGAUAUUGCUGAGACAGUUUCACCUUGACAGCUCUGAUUUUCUUGAAAAUAUAGUCCAAAUCUCGUUUCAUUUCGCCCAAAAGUUGUACGUGCUUUCUGAACUCUGGUCCGACAGUUUUAAGCCUGGAAGCGCUCAAGGCGUUGCAGUUUGUCAACAUUUCAUUGGUUUUUUCAAAU